This is a messenger RNA of Bufo gargarizans (Asiatic toad), 900 nucleotides long. RefSeq names its product protein ANTAGONIST OF LIKE HETEROCHROMATIN PROTEIN 1-like. The transcript has 2 exons. Bases 1 to 900 code for a protein of 299 amino acids. The record is from RefSeq and is a predicted model, not a curated record. Lineage: Eukaryota; Metazoa; Chordata; Amphibia; Anura; Bufonidae.
AUGUCGGAGGAAACCUUUGGAUACCUUUGUGCAAAGGUAAGUCCAGGAAUGGAGAAGCAAAGCACCAACUUCAGAGCUAGUUUGCCAGUGAAGAAAAGAGUUGCCAUUGCACUGUGGAAGCUGGCUACCAACAGUGAAUACCGAAGUAUAGGCCACCUUUUCGGUGUGAGCAAAUCAACAGUGUGCCGGUGUGUGCAGGACUUCUGUAAGGCUGUCUGCACUUUGCUAGCUCCUGAGAUUGUUCAUUUUCCAGACAGUGAAAAGCUAAAAGACAUGGCUAACUACUUUGAGGACAGGUGGGGCCUUCCACAGUGUGUUGGCGCUAUUGAUGGUUCACACAUACCAAUAAUAGCACCACAAGGAGUAGUGGAUGGAAAAGGACUAUUCUGGAGUGUGAAUGUGGGAAAACCUGGAAGUUUGCAUGAUGCUCGAGUUCUAAGAUUGUCAACAUUUUGGGACUGGGUUGGCCAGGGAGGCCUGUACUCUGGUCACACUAGGAACAUUUCAGGGGUGAAUGUUGGCUAUUAUGUGCUCGGGGAUUCUGCAUACCCUUUACAAAAUUGGCUCCUGAAACCAUUUGCUGACAAUGGCCGCCUGACACCAGAACAGCAAAUCUACAACAGGAAAACAUCCAGGGCAAGGGUGGUUGUGGAGAAUGCAUUUGGAAGACUAAAGGGUAGAUGGCGGUGUCUUAUGAAAAGGAAUGACAGUGACAUUGAACUUGCAAAAGCCAUGGUGCUUACUUGCUGUGCUCUUCACAAUAUUUGUGAAAGACAUGGAGAAGACUUCUACCAGGACUGGAAUACGAAUGCAGAAGAGCCAGUACGGGUAGUAGCACAGGAUAUGGAGGAAGAGUGCAAUGAGGUACGUCAGGCUCUGAUGCGACACCUUAACACUUAA